Molecule: messenger RNA, 906 nt
Organism: Papaver somniferum (opium poppy)
Lineage: Eukaryota; Viridiplantae; Streptophyta; Magnoliopsida; Ranunculales; Papaveraceae
Exons: 2
Coding region: 1-906 (301 amino acids)
Source: RefSeq, a predicted model, not a curated record
AUGCGGGUCUUUUACUGGAAUGCUCAAGGCUUGGCCAAAGAUGGUGCAAGGGCCAAGUUGAAGGAGCUCUAUCACUUGCACAAACCUGACGUUAUUUGUAUUGCAGAGCCGAAAGUUUUUUGCACUACACGUUUUGUUAGGUCGUCAAUAUUGGAUGAUUUUAGUGAAGAUGUUAUCACAAAUGAGGUUGUUGGUGAAAAGGGUAAUAUAUGGGUCUUGUGGAGAAAUUCUUUGGCGAGGCCAGGUAUCUUAUCUUCUUCUAAGCAAGCUAUUACUUUAAAUUUUGAUGGUGACUGGAUUACGGCUGUACAUGCUUCUUGUGAUCCAGUUGCAAGGAGGACUCUCUGUCAACAAUUGGGGUUGGGUUUCGUGUCUGUGCCUUGGCUGGUGCUUGGGGAUGUUAAUUGUAUUCUUCGCUUGGAUGAAAAGAAGGGCGGUAGUUCAAUUUUAAGUAUUUUUAUGAAUGAAUUUCGAAGUUGGACUUCUGAUAAUGGCCUGGUGGAAGCGGACUCCAUUGGUAAAAAAUAUACUUGGUAUGCUUUUGAUAGUCCAAGGCCGGCUAGAGCUCCAUUUAGAAUUCAGAAGAUGUGGUUGGAUCAUCCAAGCUUUAUGCAAUUGGUGCAAGACAAUAGGAAUUUACCCUUUUAUGGUGCGCCUCCUUUUGUUUUUUCUGGAAAGUUAAAGCGUUUGAAAGAGGUUUUGAAGCAUUGGAAUAGAACUGUUUUUGGAGAUGUUCAAUUUCGUUUGAAGCAAGCUGAACUUAGACUUAAAUCUGAGAAUGAUCUUCUUGAUUUAGAUCUGACAGAUGAAUUUCAAUUCACUAAGGUGGCGGAUGCUCAGAAGGAGGUUGAUGAAGUGCGAACUGAUUUUGCAGUAAUGCUCAAGUUGAAAUCGAGAGUUACAUGA